AAAUUGAAUUUUUGAGUUUGUCAUCUUUCUGUUGAAUUGGAUUCAGCUGAAAAACUUUGAUUGAAUUGGUUUCUAUGUUCUGGUUUUGAGCUACAAUAUGUGGUUAAAGUUCAGAGUUGAGGUGUUGUAUUUCCGUAUUUCUAUGGUUAUAGUGGUUUGUUUAAUCACGGAUGAAAUUUAGGUGAAUUCUAGCAUCUAGCAAGCAUGGAAUUCUUACUUCAGUUUUCUAUGUGAUAAGUAGAUUUGCUGAUUGAGUUCCCUUGAACUUUUUUGAGUAUAGAUGAAGUAGAAUGGAUUUUGAGGGUUCAUAUAGCUCAACUAGUUUGGGAUUGAGACAUAGUUAUUGUUUCUGAUGAAGUUAUUGCUGAUGAGUAGUUAAUCGAAGUGGGGCAAUGUUGAGGUGCAAGGUUUUUUGUGAAUCUAUUAGAUAGAUAUCUAAUUAUCAGGAUCCUUUUUGUUUCCGUUAGAGUGUGUGAGAUGGGCUGUUUCAUGAGUGGACUGUUAUGAUGAAUUUGUGCUUCAAGACAACAAAAUGGAGGCGGAAGUUCUAGCUUCUUUUUUUUUUCUUCUUUUGUUUUUUUGGUGGGUUAUGAUAAGUGUGGAGUUGGGAGUAUUCAGAUAAGGAUGGCAGCUGGACCUAGUGGUAUGUAUAUGUGAUGGAGCACUUCACUUGAUUAGAUUUGGUCAUCUUAAAGCACUUAAAUUGACGUAACUGAUAAUAUAUGUUUUUUCAAUAAGUUGUGCUUUUUUGGGUAAGGUAAAUGGAGAGGGGGAGGGGGUUAUCUUUUCACGUUGGUUUUUUUCUAGGUGUAUGGACUUUCUUUGCAUGCUUUACACUUGGUAUGUAUGGAAUGCCUCGAACUCACUUGCGACUAACGAAUUCACUUAUGCACAAAGAAAAGGUAUUAGAAGGGUCCCUUAACCUUUGACAUUGUUGACAUAAAUAUAGUUUUGAGUAACUUAGCUGUUUCUAAAAUUGUUUCUCCAGCUGAAUGUACCUGUGGCACCACGUUAGUGUUUCUUUGUAACAGAUGUCCUUCCAGUGAUUCAACAUUUUUCUCGACAUGUCAACUAAAACCAGUAUGUGCUUCUUCCACAAAAACAACAUUCUUUUGGAAGCCAACCUUUGGUCAUGGAAAAGCUGUGUCCUGGUUGCACCUAUAGUUUGUACCAGGGCUUCCGGAAGAUUGAUCCAGAAAGAUGGGAAUUUGCCAAUGAGGAAUUCUUGAAGGACCAGAAGCAUCUACUUAAGAACAUCCAUCGUAGAAAACCCAUUCACAGUCAUAGUCACCCUCCAGGUUCCACAGUUGAUCCAGAAAGAGCUGCAUUUGAGGAAGAGAUUGAUAAACUUACACGUGAGAAGUCUGGACUCGAGGCUAAUGUCUCAAGGUUCAGACAGCAACAAUCUGCUGCAAAACUCCAGCUAGAAGAACUGACUGGGCGGGUUGGCAGUAUAGAGCAAAGACAAGAGAGUUUACUGAUAUUUGUUGAGAAGGCAAUUCAAAAUCCUGACUUUGUUGAGCGUCUUGCUCAGAAACUCGAGUCCAUGGAUAUUUCUGCAUUUAGUAAGAAGAGACGAUUGCCUCAAAUUGACAGCACUCAACCAGUCCAAGAAAGUAUGUCGGUGGACAACCAUAGCAGUUCUAGAGUUGAGUUUGGGAACCUUUCCCAUCAAGACUUCUCAAAUAAGCUCAGGCUUGAAUUGUCACCUGCUGUUUCAGAUAUCAAUGUGCUUUCAUGCAGCACCCAAAGUUCGAAUGAAGAUGGCGGAAGCCCUGCACAUAGGAGAAUAUCUGAAGGAUGGUCCAGAGAAGUGCAACUUCGAACGGUAGGAGCUAUUUAUACCCCUGAAGCAAUAGAACUAUCAGAUACAGGGACGUCUUUUAUGUUGAAGAUGGAUUCAUCUCUACCUCGUGCUUCAAGCAAUGUUGAAAGCUCAAGACUGCAUUCCUUGCCACAAAGCCUGACAUCCAACGAGGAAGUUGACGGUCACAUUUCCUGCCAACUGAAUCUUUCUUUGGCUUCAUGUCUUUCACAAGUCGAUAAAAAUCAAUACUCAGCGAGGAUGCCUCAAAUAGGUCAAGAGAUAGGUAAACGUUUCGAAUCACAGUUCGAUGCCAAUGACAAAAUCCCUCCUACUGAUGACAAAUCUUUGCCACCUUCACAUGAUGCAACUACCAACAAGCAAGUGCCUGCAGCUGCUCCUGUUCGUGUGAACGAUGUCUUUUGGGAACAGUUCCUUACAGAAAGACCAGGCUGCUCGGAUAACGAAGAGGCUAGCUCUAGCUACAAAGGGAACAUCUACGACGAGCAAGACGAGAGAAAAUCAAAUCAAGGAGUAGCUAGUAACACAAGAAAGGUGGAACACCUCACCCUUUGAGUAUAUGAAGUUGUCAUUAACUAUCAAUCCCUGUUUAAGCCUAUUUUUUCCUGUUGUUGUUUUGGAAUCAUUAUAUGGCUUUGUAUGUAUACAAAUAAUAUUAUGAUAAAUAUACUACUGAGCAAAUAAGAUAUGUAUUUGGUGAUGAAAUGUUGUUUGA
Molecule: messenger RNA, 2540 nt
Organism: Solanum pennellii
Lineage: Eukaryota; Viridiplantae; Streptophyta; Magnoliopsida; Solanales; Solanaceae
Product: heat stress transcription factor A-5
Exons: 2
Coding region: 1133-2380 (415 amino acids)
Biological process (GO): regulation of transcription by RNA polymerase II
Cellular component (GO): nucleus
Molecular function (GO): RNA polymerase II cis-regulatory region sequence-specific DNA binding; DNA-binding transcription factor activity
Source: RefSeq, a predicted model, not a curated record